This is a messenger RNA of Acanthosepion pharaonis, 1065 nucleotides long. The record is from the annotation of a GenBank genome assembly. NCBI's taxonomy places the organism in Eukaryota, Metazoa, Mollusca, Cephalopoda, Sepiida, Sepiidae.
AUGUGGACCAGACAUGAGUUUGACCGUUGCGAGCCACGUCUUGAGUUGACCACCUCGGCGCUUCCUCCAACCAGUGGGUGCGUUUGGCGCCACCAGUUUACGGACGAACUCAUCACCAGGCCGCCGCAGCACGUGGCCGAACCACCGGAGUCUCCUGUUCAGCAGAGUUUCUUCCAGGCAAGAACUCAUGUCCGGUCCUCGCGUUUUCGGGGUCCGACGUUGGAAUCGCGAAUGGCUCGAUCAUGCCGUCGAUUCUGCUGCCGAUCGACGGCGGUGGAUGAUCUUGACGCGCGAUGCGAUCUAUCUAUCUAUGACUGUGGACCUAAUACUUAUGUUGUGAUGUCCAUCUAUCCGACUCUAUUACUAUCUAUCUAUCUAUCUAUCUAUCUAUCUAUCUAUCUAUCUAUCUAUCUAUCUAUCUAUCUCGUACAGCACUUUUUCUUCUCAUUCCCCGUUUGUUCAAUGUCCUUCCGUUUCUUAUUUAUAUAUCAAUUUAACAAUCAUUUCAUCAAUCAUUUACUCUCUUUAAUUUCAUACUUGUCGCUCUCUUUCUUACUCUCUCUUUUUUGUCCAUGUUGCAUCUCUUUCUUUUUUACUCUUUUCUUUCACUUCUUUCUUCGAUUCUUUUCUUCGUUCUCUUUACCUAUUUUAAUCUCUCUGGCACUCAUUUAUUUAAUCUCUUCUUUUGGCGUUUGUUUCUUUUUCCUUUUCUUUUUCUUGCCCUUUCUCGUAUCCGCUUUCCAAUUUUUCUUUCUUUCUUUAUUUUCUCUCUUUUCCGCUUUUCAAUUUAUUUUCUUCUUUUCGCCAUCCUUUUCUUUUCUUUACCAUUUUUUCUUUAUUUAUUUUAAGCUGUCUCUCGUUGCCGCUUUGAUUUGGUUUUCUUUUCUUCUGUUUUCUAUUCUGAUUUUUUUUCUGCCUAAUUUUCUUCUAUCUUCUCAUUUUCUCUUUUUUUACUAUUAUUUUUCUCUCUUACUCUUUCUCUCCCUCUUUUUCUCUUUUUUUCUCUCUCUCUCUCCCUCUCUCUCUCUCUCUGUCCACUGCAUUCCCCAUAUAUAUAUUUUUUAA